AUGGCUGAUCGAAAUCUUGCCAAAGAAAAAUGUAAGGAAAAUUUAGCUGCAGAAAAGGCGGCAAAAAGAGCAAGUAAGAGUGACAAAAUAAGCAAAGGAAAAAAUUUAACAAAAAAAAAGUUUAACAAAGAGGAAAACAAUGAAGUGUUUUUAGAUAAGCCUACACCUAAUGAAGAACAAAUUUGUGAUGAAAAUACCAAAGAGUCCAGGGAGAGUAAUGAUGAAAACGAUGAACAGCAACCGACCAAAGAAGAUUUUAAUACAAACACUCCUUUGAUAGAAGAGGCUAACACUGAUAAAGUAAAAAAUAUGUUUACCAUUUUAGAUAUAGGAAGCUAUGUAAUAGCCAAACAUGAAGGUGAAUUGUAUUGUAAAACUGGAAUAAACCAUUGGAAAUGGCUUGAUUCGCCGGAUCUAUUGUGGUACAAAGUCCAAGACAUACUGUUAAAAAUAAACAAUCCUAAAGCCAUAAAUACCAGAGGAGUCUGUGCAGUUCCUGAAAUGAAAGCCUUAUAA
Messenger RNA from Brassicogethes aeneus, 516 nucleotides. Lineage: Eukaryota; Metazoa; Arthropoda; Insecta; Coleoptera; Nitidulidae. The record is from the annotation of a GenBank genome assembly.